CGCCCCCCGUCGGCCUCUAGCUUCGGCCGGAGCUCGCCCGAAGACCUCCGCCUCGGCCAUCAGAACUCUUCCGAGUCUCUCAAUGCCGCCCCCCUCCGCCUCCGCUGCCCGCUUCGCCGCCCACUGGGUUGUCGACGCCCUCGCCGGCGACGAGACCCUCCACUUCUCCGCCAUCGAAGCGUUGGUGGGCGUCUGGCCGGAGUCCCUCGCGGGCGCACCGGAGGCCACGCGGGAGAGGGUUGCGCUCCGAUGCCUGCAGGAGGCCGCAGAGGGGGCGGCGCUGGGAGGGGGAGAGAGGCUUAGGGUUGAUGCCACCCGCUCUUGCGAGGAAUUACUCAUUGAGCUAAUUGGACAGGUUGGUAAUUCAGAAAGCUUAGAGAUGGAUAUGCUUCCACAUUUUAGUGAUAUUCAAAAGUUCAUACGGAUCAAGAUACCAACUUUACUGGAAACUUGUUUUGAGUUGCUUAGAGAAGUGAACCCAGAGAUCACAUCUAUGGUUGCACCGUCCCCAGUGGAGAAGAGUGCCAAGAACAAUGUCAAUGACAAGUCAUUUUGCAGUAUCAGCCGUGAUCAUGUAAAUACUGAAAAGCAUGGGUGCCCUAGAGAUAGUUCUGAUCUUCAGCGAGUGAACUUAACGGUUUUUGUCAAUGCAAUUGACACAAGAGAUGUGCAGAAGGAUCCAAUGGAGCCAAUUCCAGAAUUAAACGAACCAUCUACAUUGUCCAGUAGACGUUAUGAUCAACCUCAAGAAAAUACUAUUGACUAUAGAGACAUGCCCAUCACAGCCGAGCCUGCUUCAGCUACCUGCAGUGAUGCUUUGCUUCAAAGUAAUACUGAACUUCUGUCAAAGAAGGAUGCGGUGGAGACUACCAUGUCCCAAGAAAAGAGUCCAACUACCAACCUUCAACCACGAUCCUGUGGAGACAAGUACCAAAAUCCAUCCCACAACAAUGACGGAGAGAGACCACACAAUGAUGGCAUCGACAUUCAGUCAUCAAAAGAUCUCAGCCAUCAAGGAUCAACCAUGCAGUCUACGGUGGCUCCAGAUUCGGAUAGAAGCACUGAUGCCCUACUGACAUGUACAUCUGAAAAAAGCCACUUUCCCGAGUUUGUUGCUGCAGAUGAUACAGUGAUGGUUGCACAACCACUUGGCAGAAAAACUAGGAGUUCGCUGCAACAUGACCAUGGUGAGAAAGCAAGUCAAGAUCUGGAUGAGGGCAGUGCCAGGAUUCAGCUAGUGGAAAAGUAUCCUGGUCAUAAUGAACUGAAUCUUCAAACUGCAGGUGCUGUACCUUCUGUAAGCUGCUACGUGGCUGUUCAAGAAGAUAAAUCUGAAACAAACCAUCCACAAGAGGAUGCUACAGAUCAUUCUGAAAUGUGUGCACAGAUGAAUGGUGAUAAGGCUAAUCUUGGAGUCAGUUCUGCUGACAAAACUAAUCCAGCAAUACGGGUUGAUGGAAACAUCUUGAAGAAGAAUACAUCCUGUGGUGGUCAGACUGCUAUAGAUUCUCCUUGCUGCAAUGUGACUGCACAUACUAAAAGUUUGGAAGUCAAUUCUUUAUCCGAGAAGAAUGCAGAAAAGAAUAUGGCUGACAGAUCUGUUCCAAGCUCUCAUAAGGAUGGAAAUAAAGAAGGAACCAAGCAAGCUGCAAACAAGAAAAUCAUGGGGAAUGCUGUGGUGGAAACAUCAAAUGUGCAUUGCUCUGAUGACAGUUCCAGUGGCUUAGCAGCUGCUUGUCUUCUAUCAUUGAUGUGCAAUUUGCCUUCCUCUACUCAGGAUAGAGAUGCCGAUGGUUCCAUCGAGGGAUUUAGAGAACAAGAUUUGUGCAUAAAAUGUGGUAAAGAUGGCCAGUUGCUGAAAUGUAGCAGCUGCGCAUUAGCCGCUCAUGAUAGCUGUUUUGGUUCAUCAGUGACAUUUGAUGUUUCUGGCAAGCUAUGUUGCCCUGUGUGCUUCUAUACUAAAGCUAAUGAAGCAUAUCAAAAAGCUAAAACAGCAUAUUCGAAAGCUAGGAAGAACCUAUCCGCUUUCCUUGGCACGAAGCAACAUGAUGAACAAUUUACUGGAAAAGAACCAACAGCCGCCUGCAGCAAGUAUCACUUGAAUGAAGGUAAUACAUCCAAAAGUCAGGGUAACAGUCUAUCUGAAGCAGACAAUCUUUCUCUUAAAGAUGAAGAACCUGUUCAGUGGAGGAACAAGCAGAGAACAAACGACACAAGUGAUGCUUGUCACGAGGAGGAUCAGUUAAAUGGGUGUAAUACAUCGAAAAGGCAAUGCGACGAUCAGUCUGAAGCAGAUAAGGAUGAAGAACCUGGCCAGCAGAGGAAGAAGCAGAGGAAAAAUGAUACAAAUGAUGCUUGUCCUGAAGAGGAUCAAUUAAAUGGGUGUAAUAGAUCCAUAAAACAAGGUAACCAUCAGUCUGGUGACCUUUCUCAUCAGGAUCUAGAACCUGGUCAGCAUAAAUCAAAUGCGACAACCGAUACUUGUACUGAGGAGGUAAUCACUGAAAAUGCAUCUCUUGGUCUGAAUUCUGAUAUUGCAACCAAUAAAGAUUGUGUACCCCACUAUAAAAGAAGACACAUUCACGUCGCAGAGCAUGGACGGCCUGUGGAAAAUGCAAAAGCCCAUGAAGAUGGCAAUGACAAUUCAUUUUAUGAAGUACAACAUUCAUCUCAGAGUAGAUCCAGUCCUGUUACCAGUCAGAAUGUUGAGGCUGACAAACAUGAUGGUCGUACAAAUUCUCACGAAUGUGAAAAUUCUGAUGAGAUAGAAGCUACGUCUUCAAAUGAUUCUCGCAAGCAGUCAUCGCCCCCUUGGCGAAACAUGAGACACCAUAAAGCAAGGUUGCAAAAAAAGCAUACAGUGGUAUCACAUAAUUUUAAAAAAACAUUGGGAUGCCAGGAUGAGCACAUGCCUUCGCCAUCGAAGAAACGGAACUAUGCACCCAAGCGUUACUCUAAUCCGCUUGCACCAGGAAGGCGCUCAAAGCUCUGUUGGACGGAAGAAGAAGAGCAAGCUUUGAGGGACGCAAUGUUAAAAUUCACCCCAAAAGAUGACGGGGUCAUUCCCUGGGUUCGGAUACUAGAAUAUGGCAGUGAUGUGUUUCACAAGACACGCCUCCCGAGUGACCUGAGAGUCAAAUGGAGGAACAUGAAGAAGAAAUCAUAAUCCUGACACUGACCAUCUGGCACUUAAUGCAGUUAUUUUGCCAUGCUUGCCUAACCCUUUGUUCACCUCUUUGAGCUAGCUCUAGUCCAUCCUCUUGUAAGACUGUAUAUAGUUCAUGAUGUUGGCUUCUGAUCUCUGAUGCUGGGUGAAAUAUGUAGAUUGCAACCCGCUAGGGGCCCUUAUUUCUCUGUUUGUUUGUUGUUGCGGUCAUAAGGCCAUGUUUAAAGACUGUAUUCUUUUCCGGCAAAUAAACAGGAGAAAUGCCUCUA
This is a messenger RNA of Lolium rigidum, 3435 nucleotides long. RefSeq lists its product as uncharacterized. Lineage: Eukaryota; Viridiplantae; Streptophyta; Magnoliopsida; Poales; Poaceae. The transcript has 6 exons. Bases 83 to 3166 code for a protein of 1027 amino acids. The record is from RefSeq and is a predicted model, not a curated record.